GAAACAACGUCACACAUUUAUACGCCUUGUUUACUAACGGCGGCUAAAUUGUGAUCAUCGGAGAUGUAAAAUUAAAAUUUCUGUGUGGAUAAAUCUGUUUAAUGAAAGGAUUAGUGUCCAUAUAAAUAGUGAUGGCUGAUCCCGCGGUGUCGUCGGGAGCUUCGCUGAAUGCAGGAGCGCGUGGGACUGGUGGUAAAGCAGCAUCCAGUCCUGCAGAAAACUACCAUCUGGCCAGGCGCCGCACCCUGCAGGUUGUUGUCAGUGCCCUGCUGACCGAGUGUGGCUUCGAGAGUGCAGAGAAAGCAGCGGUGGAGACGCUCACAGAAAUGAUGCAGAGCUAUGUAACUGAAAUAGGUCGCUGUGCCAAAGCCUAUUGUGAGCACACAGCCAGAAGUAUUCCAACCCUGUCUGAUACAGUGGUCACACUCAUCGAAAUGGGUUUUAAUGUCGAAACACUGCCUGUGUAUGCAAAAAGGUCUCAGAGGAUGGUUAUAACUGCCCGUAAGUAUUGA
This is a messenger RNA of Solea senegalensis (Senegalese sole), 512 nucleotides long. RefSeq names its product transcription initiation factor TFIID subunit 8-like. Gene Ontology annotation, cellular component: transcription factor TFIID complex. Lineage: Eukaryota; Metazoa; Chordata; Actinopteri; Pleuronectiformes; Soleidae. The transcript has 4 exons. Bases 132 to 512 code for a protein of 126 amino acids. The record is from RefSeq and is a predicted model, not a curated record. Gene Ontology annotation, molecular function: protein heterodimerization activity. Gene Ontology annotation, biological process: transcription initiation at RNA polymerase II promoter.